AUGGCUACAGAAGACGACAUCGAGAAAACACAGCCCGGCAGCAGACAGCCUUCGCAUCUUGAUGAUGAAUUGGGCCCCGGAGCCGCUACGCUCCAUGCCCAAGACGGCUUUCAACCUCCUGACGGGGGUCUCGUUGCUUGGUCUCAGGUCUUGGCUGGGUGUUUUCUCAACAUGAUGGCUUGGGGAUACCCGUCCACGUUUGGUGUAUAUCAGCUCCACUACCGGGAUACGCUCAAACUACCCGAUGCUCAGAUAUCGUGGAUUGGCUCUUUGCAAGUCUUUCUCGCCUUUGCCAUGUGCGCGUUUUCAGGGAGACUGGCCGACGCUGGGUAUGUGAAAGCGACCAUUGCGGCCGGUUCAUUUCUAAUCGUGUUCGGGACGUUCAUGACGAGCCUGGCCUCGGAGUAUUGGCAGAUUUUCCUGGCUCAGGGGUUGUGCACGGGAUUGGGCUUGGGCGCUAUCUUCAUGCCUCCCUUGUCGGUUAUCAAUUCGUACUUUAAGUCGAAGAGGUCUUCAGCCAUGGCUAUCUCGGCAACCGGGACGGGUCUUGGGAGUGUGAUAUUCCCCGCGACGAUCCAAUAUCUGAUACCCAAAGUCGGCUUUCCAUGGGCUGUCCGCUGCGCUGCCUUCGUGGCGCUGGUCAUAUCGGUUCUCGCGUUCCUGAUGUUGAAGCCGCAGCUGAGGCCUAGAAGGUCCGGGCCACUUGUCGAAUGGGACGCUUUCAAAGAGGGCCCCUACCUGCUAUACACGCUGGGUGCCUUCCUCUUUUUCUGGGCAUUAUAUUUUGGCUUUUUCUAUAUCAACGCAUACGCCCGCAAUGUCAUUGGCUUCUCCACGACCGACUCGGUCCAGCUCCUCCUCAUCACCAACGGCAUGAGCGUCCCAAUCAGGCCAGUAGUGGGCUACCUGGCAGACCGGCACGUGGGUCCGAUCAAUCUGUACGCGUUCCAGACUUUUGUCCUUGGCUGUAUGAUCUUUGCUUGGACCGGCGUGACCACUCCAACCGGCAUGUAUGUGUUCUCGGCCUUCUUCGGUCUGGCAAACGGAGCGGCGCAGGGCGUAUUCGGCGGGGCGUUGGCCAGCUUGACAAAGGACCCGAGAAAGAUGGGUACCCGGUUUGGCAUGGUCUGCACCCUCGCGGGAUUUGCCACACUCGCAGGGCCGCCGACAGCCGGCGCCAUCAUUGACAAGUCCGGCGGUCGCUAUCUGUGGGCUCAAAUAUGGGCAGGGUUGGUGAUUGUGCUGGGCUCUCUGACGCUCGCGGCAGCGCGUUGCGCCGUAACGGGAUUCAAAUUGAAGGUGAAAAUCUGA
Canariomyces notabilis is the source of this 1311-nucleotide messenger RNA. RefSeq names its product MFS general substrate transporter. Bases 1 to 1311 code for a protein of 436 amino acids. The transcript is spliced from 2 exons. Gene Ontology annotation, biological process: transmembrane transport. NCBI's taxonomy places the organism in Eukaryota, Fungi, Ascomycota, Sordariomycetes, Sordariales, Chaetomiaceae. The record is from RefSeq and is a predicted model, not a curated record. Gene Ontology annotation, molecular function: transmembrane transporter activity. Gene Ontology annotation, cellular component: membrane.